This is a messenger RNA of Lymnaea stagnalis (great pond snail), 1779 nucleotides long. NCBI's taxonomy places the organism in Eukaryota, Metazoa, Mollusca, Gastropoda, Lymnaeidae. The record is from the annotation of a GenBank genome assembly.
CAGUUUCGCAGAGCUGGCUACUUUUCAGCGAAAUUCGUCAUGCCAUUUCAAGGCAUAUUUUGCAAAAGCAAGGGGUCUUCGAGUGAGGGGAGAUAUAAGCUCCAUGUCGAGAAAUCUGUGAUUCAGCCGGAGGUCACCUGGAGUGGCUUCAUCAAUCGCAAUAUCAAGUCAACAGUCGACUUCACACAUGUCCAACAAUGCAUCACGAGCAACACCCAGAGUGGAGGCCGUCUGAUCUGCAUAGAGCUGACGGGCAGAGAACAAUAUAAGCCAUCGUUUAGUGGGCCGCGCAGAAUGCCAGGUAUUUUUUUUAUAGUAAAAAUAGAAUAAUGUUUAAAAUACUUUAACAUUUAGAUAAUAUAGUAGUAGUAGCCAGGGCCGGGUCAAGGUACCGACAAUUCGGGCAGUCGCCCGGGGCGCCAUGUGCGUAGGGCGCCUUCAACGAGCUUCCAAAAUAGGAAAAAAAUCAUCGCAUGUGGGCGCCAUGGAAGAAAAAAAAGAAAGUACAAUAAAAAGAUGUGCCGAUCUAAAGGAGGGGAAACAAAUGUAAUCGGUAGGCUGAUUGCUCAUAUUGUCCAAAUACAAGUUAACAAAAUAAUUUUAACUAACUAGAUUAAAGCCCGCCAAACAUUGGCGACGGCAAUUCGUGAACUUCCCAUCUAGUAAAGUUACUUGACAAAACAUGAACUCGAGUAUCGCACAUUUAAGAAUCCCAAUAUUUGCUACACCCCUUCCCCCAAUGAUACGUCACUGCACACUUUUUAUUUCACGCCCAUCAACUAUAUUAAUAUUCUCAUGUCCCAACCACUUUUAAACUGAAUAUUUUUUACACAAUACUUAAUUGAGACAAUUUCAUUUUGCGAAACGAAAAUAUUACGCACCAAACACAAUUGCGUUAUUAAAAAUCUAUAUAUAUAUCAUUUAGCGUGGUUAUCGGGAAUUAUAUUUUGCGCGCUAGUGAACUCAUUAAUUGAACCACACUCUGGUGUAUCUAUAUAUAACCUGCGUGGUGGUGGUGUUUGACCCUUGCUGGCGAAUUAUAUAAUAAUAAUAAUAAUAAUAAUAAUAGGUCUUCUAUAGUGCGGUACCCCAGCCUAGGGCUGAGCUCACCGCACAAAAAUUUUAUCUAAAGAGACAUAAUCAUGACAUUAAAAUAAAAUACAUUUAUGAAAUAAAGAACAGCAAUGCAUAUUCACCCACCCCAUAACUUUUACAAGGCAAACCAUGGACGGCAGCCAGCAAGAUCGUUUAUCGGUCAGAGAAGGGGAAUCAGUCAGGGUAGUAUAAUUUAAAAAGAUAUGAAUAGAGGUUCUUUGCUAAAAAAAAAAACAACCUAAGUAAUAAAACUCAUUACCUAAUCCACAGUUUUUACCUUGCACAAAUUUGUAUGAUUAUACUUCAAAGGGGCGCCAAAGUUAAGCUUGCCCGGGGCGCCAACAACCGUAGGGCCGGCCAUGGCCAUGGUAUUAGCUUACACACUAGAUUAUUGCACUUUAAUUAUGUAAUGUGUUAAUUUGUUGUUGUUUUUUAAAAAUAAUUUCUUAUUUUAGUACUAAAUGUUUCAUAAAUUUCUUUUUUUCCUUAGCAUUUGGAGUGGACAUAUUCUUUGAAAUUCCUUUGGAUGGCAAUCGUGAUACAUUCAUUUACCAUACGGUACCAGUACCUGUGAAUAUUCACUACUCUAGCGGAUGCAGGCCGGUCCCUAAACUGAAAUGUGACUGGAAUGGAAUAUUGAAUCAGCACUUGGGUCAAGGGUACAAACUUGUUGAGAUAUUUGCA